AUGCUUCGUCGAAAGCCAACCGCCAUUGCCAUAACCGCUGAGGAUAUCGCUGCCUUUGAGGAGGAGCGACUCCACAAAAUGAAUGAGAACCGCGAGCCUGAACAGGCACAUUCUAGCAGCGCCAAGACCAAGGUCAACCCAAGCGAUGAGCUGAAGCCACUUCCGGGUGACAAGGCGAGGAUUCUUCGUCGCGAAGAGAGAAUAGGGCUCGGUCAUCGGGUUUGA
Penicillium daleae is the source of this 225-nucleotide messenger RNA. Its product is annotated as CDC26 family anaphase-promoting complex subunit. The record is from RefSeq and is a predicted model, not a curated record. NCBI's taxonomy places the organism in Eukaryota, Fungi, Ascomycota, Eurotiomycetes, Eurotiales, Aspergillaceae. Gene Ontology annotation, cellular component: anaphase-promoting complex. The coding region runs from base 1 to 225 and encodes 74 amino acids. The transcript has a single exon. Gene Ontology annotation, biological process: anaphase-promoting complex-dependent catabolic process.